This is a messenger RNA of Hippocampus comes (tiger tail seahorse), 977 nucleotides long. RefSeq names its product transmembrane protein 178a (gene tmem178a). The record is from RefSeq and is a predicted model, not a curated record. Lineage: Eukaryota; Metazoa; Chordata; Actinopteri; Syngnathiformes; Syngnathidae. Gene Ontology annotation, cellular component: endoplasmic reticulum membrane. Gene Ontology annotation, biological process: negative regulation of osteoclast differentiation; regulation of cytosolic calcium ion concentration. The transcript is spliced from 4 exons. The annotation marks the transcript as partial.
AAAAAAAAAUAAACAACAACCCGAGCCUCGUUCUUACUUUGAAGGCGGCGCGACGGAAGUUCCGGUCGGUCGAGAGCUUCCGCACGCGAGCUUGACGUCGUCCGCCGUCGGUCGUGGGCGCUCGGCGCACGGGCGCGCGCUCCCGACGGCGAACCGCAGCGCGCGCGCGCGUCAACCCGCGAUGGCAGCAGGAGGACGCCAUGGCGGCUGAAGACAAAGCGAGCCGCGAGGAGGGCGGGCGGCGGGCGUUCGCGGCGCGGGCGUGGGGCGCCGCCAGCUUGGCCCUGAGCGCGCUCUCCCUGCUGCUGCUCGUCACGGCCAUCGGCACCGAACACUGGUACGAGACGGACACGCGGCGCCACCGCGACAACUGCGAGCGGCAGGGCGCCGACUCGGGCGGCCAGCAGAACCGCGACAUGCCCAUCUACCUCCUGCCGCUGCUGGACACGGGCGCGACGGGCGCGACGGGGCAAAUGGACGACAAUUCUGCUGACGUCAUCCUUGCGCGCGUGUGCGCAGGGAUCGCGGAGCGCUGCACGGCGGUCAAGUAUCAUUUUUCUCAACCGAUCCGACUGAGGAACAUCCCUCUCAACCUGACCAGAAGCAUCCAGCAGGACGAGUGGCAUCUGCUGCACCUGCGUCGCAUGACGGCGGGCUUCCUGGGCAUGGCGGCCGCCGUCCUGCUGUGCGGCAGCAUCGUGACGGCCGUGGGCUUCUUCUGGGAGGGCAGCCUCACGCGACACGUGGCCGGACUCCUCUUCUUCAUGGCAGGCGUCUUCUGCGCCAUCUCUCUGUGCACGUACGCGGCCAGCGUGACCUACGACCUUUCCCGCAAGCCGCCCUUCAUCUACGGCCUCCCGGACGACGUGGACCACGGCUACGGCUGGUCGGUGGCUCUGGCGUGGGCCAGCCUGGCUCUCAGCGUGGCCUCGGGCUGCCUGGGCGCCGCCUUCCCGCUCCUGGGCCGCGCGGGACCC